This is a messenger RNA of Aplosporella prunicola CBS 121167, 1307 nucleotides long. RefSeq lists its product as uncharacterized. Gene Ontology annotation, molecular function: heme binding; oxygen binding. The record is from RefSeq and is a predicted model, not a curated record. Lineage: Eukaryota; Fungi; Ascomycota; Dothideomycetes; Botryosphaeriales; Aplosporellaceae. Bases 88 to 861 code for a protein of 257 amino acids. The transcript has 3 exons.
GUCCCUCUCUCUCUGAAGAAUACCCCUCAUCAUCCCGUGUUGCUCGUACCAAAGUAUACCUAUACUAUUAUAUAUCUUUCGCCCACCAUGCAGUCCCGCCCCUCGCGCCCCAUGCAGCAUGUUGACCGCAAAGACAUCUACACCAACCUGGAGGCGCGGAUACAGUACCUGCACACCUUCCUCGACUUCAGCUCCAACGACAUCGAGGCCCUGAUUUCGGGGGCAAAGUACAUCAAGGCGCUGAUUCCCGCCAUUGUCAACAUUGUCUACAAGAAGCUGCUGCAGUACGACAUUACGGCGCGGGCCUUCACGACGCGCAGCACCAGCUUCGAGGGCCCCAUGGACGACCAGCCCGGCGAGGACAGCCCGCAGAUCCUCCACCGCAAGAUGUUCCUGCGGAGCUACCUCGCCAAGCUGUGUUCCGAUCCCAGCAAGAUGGAGUUCUGGGAGUACCUGGACAAGGUCGGCAUGAUGCACGUGGGCCGCGGCCGCGAGCACCCGCUGCACGUCGAGUACGUGCACAUUGGCGCGUGCCUGAGCUUCAUCCAGGACAUUCUCAACGAGGCCAUCCUGUCGCACCCGCGCCUGCACAUGUCGCGCAAGAUUGCCCUGACCAAGGCCCUCAACAAGGUCAUCUGGAUCCAGAACGACCUGUUUGCCAAGUGGUACGUGCGCGACGGCGACGAGUACGCCGACGAGAUCAUGGAGACCGUCGUCGAGCGCGAAGGCUACCUGCAUGGCAAGCGCAUCCUCGGCGAGAGCAGCGAGAGCGAUUCCGACCAGGACAAGCCCGCUGGUGUAUGCCCCUUCAGCGGCAUGGGCGCCGACGCAAAGAGUGGCGAGAGGGCCGGCGAGGCAUAGGCUGGCCUUGUCUCUCUUUGCGUUGAAUAUAUCAUCGAGUCGUCUCUCUGUAAGACUUUAUGGGCUCGUGGGUACGGUCAAGGCGUUUUAUGGCUGGGGCUGGGUUAGUCGCGAAAUAGCACAGAUGUUUUUUUUGCAAUUGUAAGAGGUUUCUUCUUCCAACCAGGUUUCCUUUUUUUUCCUUCUGUCUUGGAAAAAGUCGCCACCAAACGCCAUAUAGUACUACAAUGUUUCUGCCAGAGGUUGUCUCACACACAUAUCCAACCGCUUAGCCAGACGUCAUUGCUCAGUUGCACGUAUCUAUCGUUAGAUCGGAAAUCUCAGUCAUCGCAGAUGAGAUCGAAUUCCGGGAACAUGGGGUCCGGCCCCAGGUUUAUGGUCCCCGCCGUCCCAUCCUCCCCGCUGGGAUUGGAGAUGGUUGGUUCGGCUGCGGCGGCCGUCGUGCU